CAUGAAGAAGAAUUUUUGUAAGAUUUGUUUACAUUUAAGUUUUACGUUUCAGCACAAAAUUUGUGAAUUUUUCAAUAAAAAUUUAAACUUCUCAACUUUUUACAAUAAUAAAUACAUUAUUCGAAAAAAAAAUGCAUGAUUAUGCAAAAAAGAAAAAACAAUUGUUUUGGAGUCGCAAAAUGAUUGAAAUGUUUAUAGGACUUUACAAAGAGAGCGUAUGUUUAUACGACAUUAGCCACCAAGAUUACAAUAAUAAUACAGUAAAGACGUCCGUCUUAGCAAAUAUCUUACAAAAAAUGCAAACAUUUUUACCUAAUUUGGAAUUGAAGGAUGUUCUAGAUAAAAUAAAAGUAAUUCAUGGUCAACUUUCUGAAGAGAUUUCAUAUGUUGAUGCAGGUGAAGCAUCGGGCAACACUUAUGCACCCAAAAUGUGGUGUUUUGAUCAGCUCAAGUUUUUACAUCAACACAUAAGAGAUUGGACGGCAGAUGGUAAUUUGAACGAGAUAAAUAACUUUUUGGAAGAUAGUCAUAAUGAUGAUCCGGAUGAUGAUGAUGAUCACAGUGAUGAUACUGAUGUUUUUCUUAAAACAAUAAUAAAUAAUUUAAAACCUGCGCCAAUCUAUAAGUGGGAACGAAGCGAAACGAAGAUUUUUAUUAAACUACUUGAAGGAUAUACAAUUUUGUAUGACCCCAAGCACAAACACUAUAGUCAUCCCGAAUUAAGGAGGAAAGCACGUAUUAAACUGCUGAAAGAAACGAGAAAAAUUGAUCCAAAGAUCAGUAUGAAAAACGUGCAUACUAAAAUGACUAAUCUGCGUAAAGCAUACACCACCGAACUGUGUCGUUUUAAAAAAUCACAAGAAAAUAAUGAAAUUUUUAAUUCCAAACUGUGGUGUUUUGAAAUGUUGGAUAAUUUAUAUAAGCACAAAAUCAAUACAACAUCCAACUGUAAACCGAAAAACGAAGCUGCAGUGAAUGAUGCAUAUUUACAUUUUCAGGUUGAUGACGAUGGAAAAAAUAUACAACCAUCAGUAACUAGCUGCGAUUACAAAGAAUACUGUGAUAAUACUGAAACCGAUUUUAAAGAAGCAAAUAAACUAACAAAGACUAAAUGUAGCACAAUAGCAGAAAAUAGUAAUAAAAGAAAAAAUAUGGGCGGAGAAGAUGCAAAUUAUGAAUGGCUUGGUGAUUUAGUUGUAUCAAAACUUGGAGAAAUGUCUACAAAAUCUCAUACCGAAUUCGCUUGGGAUGUUCAAUGUUUAAUACGUAAAUAUGUUCUGAAAAGCAAAACAGACAAUGAAGAAAUAUCGUCGUCAACUUCAUCAUCAGCACCGACAUCUGUCACAAAUAACCAGAAACAAAGAAGUAUACCCCACAAUAUUGCAAUACCACGAUCUUCCAAUGUUUCAUUUAAUAUCAGUUUUGUGUGAACAAGUAUAUUUUGGUACUUUAUCUUUUCGGAAUAGAGGAUGUAUGUAGAAUAAUUCUGGAAUAUUAUAUGUACAUACAUACAUACAUAUAUUUUUGGUUUUAAGCUAAAUUAAUAAAAAAUCUUUUAAUAAAUUUAUACAAUUGUCCAAUUCACAAUCGGUAUCUAGCGUUGUAUGUCAUAAAUAUUGUUCAAACUAAUUUUUCGAAACAAAACAUUAAUAAAAAAAAUUACGACAUACAACCACAAAGUAUACAGAGGCGACACGGCAAAAAAAUAUAUUUGUCUCUUUCGCUCGAAACAAUUUCAACUGGUUUGGUUUUGUGUAUAUUUAUAUAGUUGUUUGUUUUAACACACUGUCUGUAUUAAACCGCAAAUUUGUUUUCUCUUUCUAUCGAAACAAUUUCAAAAAAAGCUGAUUUUAGUGUUUUUGAACUGUCAAAUUUGACGCCUCCAGUCGUAAUUCAGCUCUGGGUGGAGAAAGAGCUCGCGCGUCAUUGUCAUUAUCGCUUAAGGGCAAUCAGGCCGUCCCUUUUUCGCUGCCUUCGAGAGUUUUGCGGCUCACUCUCGCAUUGGAUAAUGUUUGGCGUCGUCUAACUGUACCGCGUUACAGUUUCUCGAAGUUUACAUUGUCCACAUGCAAUCGUUUUUGGUUUUCAUAACCUAACUUUUUAAUAAAUGAUUUAAAGUUCCAGCUUCCUAUAUGAAGAUAUAGGUCGACUGGGAACUACAAAUCAACGUGGGAUAACCUGGCAAUUUGAGAGUUUUUCAACUCCGCCAACCAAAUUUAAAUUCUAAAAAAAAAAAAAAAAUUUGACGCCUCUGUAUACUUUGUGAUACAACGAUAAGACACCGAUUGUGAAUUGGACAAAUAUAUUUACUGUCAGUAAUUUCGAAAAUUUAAAAAAAUCAAUUACACUCUACUCGACAGCCAAAAAACUAUACGUAUUAAAAGAAGUGUUUUUUAUUAAAAAUAGCCUAAUUCGACGAUAUUUAAAGGUAGCGCAAUAAUAUUUUAAAGCUUUUUUUAUACCUUUCUCCAUGAGUGGCAAGGGUAUAUAUAAGUUUGUCAUUCCGUUUGUAAUUUCCAUAUUUUUCAUUUGCGACCCCAUAAAGUAUAUAUCGUCACCUAAAAUAAAGUAACAUCACUUUUCAUAAGUUUAUAGGAGAAGCAAAAAACGAUAUAAAAUGAAAACUACUUGAGAUAUUGAAACAAA
Messenger RNA from Calliphora vicina (urban bluebottle blowfly), 2646 nucleotides. RefSeq lists its product as uncharacterized. The transcript is spliced from 5 exons. The record is from RefSeq and is a predicted model, not a curated record. Bases 132 to 1430 code for a protein of 432 amino acids. NCBI's taxonomy places the organism in Eukaryota, Metazoa, Arthropoda, Insecta, Diptera, Calliphoridae.